GGGAAUUCGGUGCUUGCGGCUGGGUUUACGUUCGGCAACAACCGAGGCCGCUGGGUGGGAAGGGCCACGCCUAUCUUCAGGGCCCCGUCCACCAAGGUCGUCUCCGCCACGAUCUUCGUCUCGAGUCCUGGUCUUCCUGACAACGCCGUUUACAAUCCCUACGAUUCUCGCCGCAGAGGAUACGGGGCACAGGGGGGAGGAUUCCGACCGCGCAAUCCUUCAGGCCAGGUCCGAGGCGGCACGAUUCUUUUUUCCAAUGACGGAUUCUACAGGGAGGUCGACCCAAGGGAGAUCAUUUAUGGCAGAGCUCUACAGGGAGCACUGACUAGUGAUAGUCAGACGAUCGUGACACUCAAUGAAACUGACGGCGCUGCCGUCAUAGUAAAUCCUCAAGUUCUGUCGUAUGCAAAUGUAACUAAGUAUUCAAUCGGUAAUGAAUUCGACAAGGAGCCACUUCAUUUUGAAAGGCUUGGUGUCCAACGCAUUGCGAAGAAAAUUGAUGUUGAAUUCGUCGAAAAUAAAACUAAUCUUGAGAGCGAAAAAACAACGUUAACAAUGUCCCGGGACAAUGAGGACUCGAGCCGCAAACAUGAAGACCUUAUUGACACGCGGCCCACAACUGACAAUGCCAGAGGUGCAAUCUCACGCCAAAGACGCGAAAAAGACAUAAGAUUCAUCCCUAAAGAACGCACAUUAACGGCUGUCCUCACCGUGACAUCGGGCGACACAGACCAUGAUGUUACACAGAUACAGGACAGAAGCGACAGCCCAGACACCAACGAACAACCAAAAGACGAUGAAGGUCAUAUGUCAGGCCUGCACGAACUCCCGAGCAUCGACACAUUCAUCAACGGGGCGCUCUUCUUGGACCUGGUGGACCCCAGUCAGGCAGGGGAACCUCGAGAGGCCGCAGACGGAGCGAGAGGCGGAGCGGAGGUGCGGCGGGACACCACCACUGAGCCCAAGGAGUCCUCGCUUAGGCUACCAACAGGAGCAUCUGUUGAAUCCUUUGGUGAUGUCGCAGACGUCCCAUCUGAAGCAACUUCAACCAUGUAUCAUGAAACGCUGAUUGGACUGGUUUUAUAUUUCCUUUUGACCUUUCGUGUGCUACAGCUUUAGCCAGCAAACCCUGUAGUACUGACAGCAGUCAGCUCUGAAACACAAAAUCAAGCGUUUAUGUAAAUAUAAACUUAUUGUAACAUAAUGAUUAGCUAUAAACACGUACAAUCAUUAAAGAUAAUCAAACCAAUAGGGAAGCAAAAGUACAUAAAUGUAUGUUUAUCUUACAUAAUUUUUUCACACACCUACCUAUAUAUGUG
Molecule: messenger RNA, 1319 nt
Organism: Penaeus monodon (black tiger shrimp)
Lineage: Eukaryota; Metazoa; Arthropoda; Malacostraca; Decapoda; Penaeidae
Exons: 1
Source: RefSeq, a predicted model, not a curated record